AUGAGAAGCAGGGACAACCCAGGUCGUGGAAUGCACCACCUGGAGGAUGUGGGAAUAGGAUAUACAUAUUCCCGUGUUUUUAAUCUUGGCACGGCAAUAUUUCUAUUGGAGCUGUCGACUCGCAUCGUUCGUGCUCUGAAAACCUUUAAGGGGGUAUUAAGCCGCAAAAGAAAACAAUUUCCUGAAGAACGCGGCCACGACCACAGGAGUGCCCAACAGCACUACUCUAUCGCCCAAGAGAGGUCAUCUGUUUGCGAUGAUAUAUCUGUAUAUGGAGGCCAAAGUUCGCACGGGAGAAGCUGGUGGAAGCAAGCUAGGGUGCCGCGGAAACUACGAGUGGUAACUGGAGGAUACCACAAUCUUGAAGACGAUCGGGUUGUUUUAAGCAUGUAUGAAUAUCCUCGACGCCUUUUAUUUGAGCCCCAACGACGGCCAGGCGAAUUCGGUAUAGUGUACCGGCCUUCUUCUCACAACCGUGAACGGACCGGGGAUAUUGGGAUGCGUAUGAAUCUCCUCGCCUACGAGAGCUCGGCCAUUUGCAGUAUUCCGUCGAGCCAUAAUACCUGCUAG
Morchella sextelata is the source of this 570-nucleotide messenger RNA. RefSeq lists its product as uncharacterized. The transcript is spliced from 9 exons. Bases 1 to 570 code for a protein of 189 amino acids. NCBI's taxonomy places the organism in Eukaryota, Fungi, Ascomycota, Pezizomycetes, Pezizales, Morchellaceae. The record is from RefSeq and is a predicted model, not a curated record.